Messenger RNA from Chrysemys picta bellii (western painted turtle), 5276 nucleotides. RefSeq names its product tektin bundle interacting protein 1 (gene TEKTIP1). NCBI's taxonomy places the organism in Eukaryota, Metazoa, Chordata, Testudines, Emydidae. The record is from RefSeq and is a predicted model, not a curated record.
UGCUGCCCCAAGCUGCGACCCUUUUCACGGGGUGGGUGGGUGUUAAAGCAGAUUCCGGCCAGAUCGGAUCCUAGGGCACCCUGCCUCGUUGUACUGCAAGGACAUACUGAGAGGAGCCAGAAGAAAACCUUCCCGUUCCCCCGGGGGGGGAUGGUCCUGAAUCCCGCUGCCCUGGGAGACAAAGUCUAGCUGCUUCCUGCUUUGCCAGCCAGCCUGCCUGGUUGCUAGGGGAUGGUUGCCAGGCUUUGUGUUGGGCAACAGUAGCCCAGGAGGAUGGCUGGCAGCAGCAGUGAGCUGGCAGCAGCCCGGGCAGGGGCAGCGUGGCCUGGAGGAGGCGGGCACGGAGGGCAUGGAUUUGGAGGCAGACCGACCAUACGUCCCUCAGGGGACUCUGGAGACAGACUUCCCAACCCCGUUGUACAGUGACGAGUACCUCACGCUGCACGGGCCCCGCAAUGCCCCCGUCCUGAAGCAGGCCGUGCGCUGGAAGUGCACCCCCAUGGGCCGAGACGCCAUCCCCCAGACCUGGUACACGGGGCUGACCAACAGCGACAACCGAGACGUCUGGUACACGCUCACCAGCGGCCUGAGCCGCGAGGCCUACCACCGCUGGGCCCGCUCCCUUGCCGAGAGGGAGCGGAAAACCUUGCCCCCUGCCUAUGCCCAGCACCUGCGGGAGGGAUCGUGGUUUGACCCAGUGGUCCCUGCCCAGUACUUGGAGCCCAGCACCAGGUGGGGGGCCUUCCUGUGGAAAGACAAACCCGUCCUAGGGAAGGAGUAUGUUGUCAACCGUAACCGCGCCAGCAGUGAGCUGAAGGGCCACGCUGGCUACGUCCCCUGCCUGGCCGCCCACACGCCCGCCUUCACCACCAGGGACUUCCGCACCUGGACGCUCUUCAGCCACCAGCCAUCCACCAACCAGUAAACGCUGCUGUGCCGCAGGCUGCCUCCGUCGGGCUGGGGGGAGCGAGCGGGGUUGGGGCUGAGUCGCCCCCAGUGGCCUGAGUUGCUGGGCUGCCAGGGGCUCCCGGGUGUCCUGCUGCAAGGAGCCUGGCUCUGGGCCCGUGGCUGGCUGGAGUUGUGGCCAGUGGCCCUGGGUACCCACGGCAGGCCUGUGUAGGCUGAGCAGACCCUUCCCACCCAUGCGCCUGCCUCAGCUGCUGUGCCACCCCCAGCGGGCUCCCCUCCGGGGAACACACAGCCUUGCCCGGCUGCCUUCCUAGCUCUGCCCAACCCCUGCCCCUUGGUCGAGCCUUGGGGACGGAAUGGGCAGCAGCCAGAGGAGUUAACAGCCCCCCAGCCGUUCAUUUCUGCCCUGGGAAGCACUGGCACUGCACAUGGGCAGGGCCAGAGGGCUCCUGGCAGGCUGUGCACCCAGCAGCCCCUCGGCUCCAUGCCCCUUAGCUCGCUCCUUGGUGUGAUGCUCCCUGCCCAGACUCACGUCUCUCCUGCGCUGGCCCGGCGUGGAGCUGCCUGGCUGUAGGGUCCUGGGCUGGGCCCAGGUGCCCCUUGACAUGCACUUACUGGGGGUCCUCUAGGGCUCACCCACCGCCCCCAGUCCUCCCUUCCCCUGGCAGCAGAACCUGCUCUGGGCUCCUCCCCACACUGGCCUGGGGCCUUGUAGGGGACACAGUUGAUGCUGGGGGCAGACGUUCAGGCCCCCCAGGGUUCACUGCUCUGUUCUGCCUCGGUGGCACCACUGCUGCCCUGAGCUGGCCGUUCCUGGCAGGGCCCACCCAGCAUCUCGCCACUGCUUUGUUCCCGCUGCAGGCAGCCCCAGAGGCUGGCAGCCGUUCUGCGCCAGCAGCUUCUUGAGACCAUCUCCCAGGCCCUAGGACUGUCCUGCCUGGGCAGCUGGGCUUACCUGGCCCUAUCCCCACCCCCCAUCUCUCCAGGACCCACUCGCUCACCAGCGCCCCAGAGACUCAUAGAAUCUCAGGGUUGGAAGGGACCUCAGGAGGUCAUCUAGUCCAACCCCCUGCUCAAAGCAGGACCAAUCUCCAGACAGAUUUUUGCCCCAGAUCCCUAAGUGGCCUCCUCAAGGACUGAGCUCACAACCCUAGGUUUAGUAGGCCAAUGCUCAAACCCCUGAGCUAUCCCUCUGCCCAGUGCCAAGCUCCCCAGUACCUGGCUCUGAUGGGUCCAGGCUGGAGGGUCCUCCUGCAGGGCAGGGGGAUAGUACGGACUCAAGUGGCCCCCUCCACCCCCACCCAGUGGGAUCCCUCUGUCCCGGGCUCCCAGCCCGCCCUGCAGGACUAGAGCUUUGCCGCAGACACACAGGCUGGAGCUGGAGUGUGGGGCUGGCUUGUCUUUAUUAAUAACAGAACCCAGCCCUUUACCCCAGACCCUCCCCUGGCACCACCUGAGCACUGGCCUGCAGCACCAGGCACUGGAGGAAGGGGCUGUGCCAAGCUGAAUGGAGAGCAGGGGAGGGGCCGGCUAGUCCGGCCCAUGGGCACAGGGUGCGAGGCCGAGCUGGAUUCUCACCCCAGCCUGGGGCGGUUGGCGCCAGCGGGUUGGUUCGGGCCCUUGUUCUGCUCUAGGCACCAGCUGGGCACCGGGACGCCGGGCUUGGUUCCUGAACGAAUGGGGCGGGGGCCGUACCCACUGGUUCAGUGCUAUGACACGGACCCCCAGCCCCCUGCCUGUAACUGACCAGAGCCCGCGGCCCAAGCUUUGCCACGGUCCUCCCAACAGCUGCAGGGGACCCAUAACCCCCUAGGGGACCUAGCAGCCCCAUCUCCCGCAGGCGGGACAGAGGUGAAUUCCAGGCCUGGCUGGGGCCCCUGGAGGCUGACAGCAGCUGCCUCCCACAGCAGCCCGUGCCCGGAGGGAGCCCCGUCUCCCCAGGAGGGGCCCUGAGCACGCGGGAGCCCAGGGUGUCUCAGACAGCAGCAGGGGGUGACGCUCGGUGCUGGACAGGAGGUCAGCAGGAGGCUUGUGCCUUGCAGCGCCAUUGCAUUGCACAGCUGCUGUGAGAGCCAGGCAGCGUCGCUCACUCGCGCAGGGCUCCCCUCCCCGCCCGGCUGGAUAUUCUCACGCUCUCCAGGGGCCAAGGGCCCCUGGCGGAAGCCGAAAACGCCCAUUUCCUUUUUGGCACAAGGACCGAGUCCAUCGAGUUUUGCUGCCUCAGCUGAAGGUUGCGUGAGAGUUGCUUGCUCAGGGCAGUCAGGCCCAGUGUCCGUUACAGCUGAGGUUGCAAACCCUGCGGCUGGGCAGGGAUCAGCUGCAGCAGGGCUUGUGCAGGUUACCAAGGGGAAGCUGGUGCGCUAUUGAACCCAGCACAGGGGCGCUUUAAGGCACACGGUUUAAGUGCCCGACUGCUCAGAAGGAGACGUUCAACUUGUCCUCUGCAUCAGCACCAGCACUGCUGUGUCUGCAUUUCAUCCGCGAGGAGUUGUUCCUGGUCCAGGCCUUGUCGGUUCAUUUCCCUCCCCUGGUCUCCUUAAAAAUCAGCCCCAGCUCUGCUGAGGGCAAGACCCAGCUCAGGAUGAGGGGGAAAGCCGUGGGAUUCCAGCCCAUUUGGCAGGGGUGGCAUCUGCCAGCCGCAAGCCUGGUCCUUCGGGCACGAGGCUCCGGUGCUGAGUGCAGCCUGACUCCUCCCUGGUUUCAGGUCGUCUUGUAUCUUUACAUAAACAAAAGAAAACUGGUUAAGCAAAUGAGUGGGGCAAAUUACUGCAGCUGCGGGGGGCAGCAACAGCGUGAGAAGACAGGCUGGCUCAGGGAUCCAGGGCUGGGCACCUGGCGUGGGUUCAGCCCCUCCCCUGUAAAUGGAAUCCCCCCUCAGUUCCUGGGGGGCCAAGAUGUGAAGCCGCAGCUGACUCCCCCCUGCAGGGAAUGGUAACGCCACCUUUCGUCCAGUUAACAAAGCCCCUGGCUGGUGUGUGCCGGGUCCUGGGGCUGCGGCGUGGGGAGUAACCCAAGGGCCGGCUGCAGACAGCCUCCCGCUAGCCCCAAGCAGGUCGGGAAUCGAGCCCGGAGUGGGGGCCGCGGCUCUCUAGGAGGGGACGGGGAGGCAGAAAGCCAAUUGCUCUGCGGCUGGGGCCUCCUCUUCCCCCCACGCGCCCCAUGUGAAAUGAGCGUAACGGGAAAAGGCCGAGCGGCUUCGCAGCCAUGGGCCCAGAGCCAGGGGUUACACUCACUGCCGCCUGUUAGAGGAAUAACCUGCCCUGCACAGCCCUGGCAGGAGGGAUCGCUGAGCAGGACCGUGGCUGCCUGCUGCCCCUGGGCCAUGGGGCUGGGAGCCCGGACUCCUGGGUUCCAUGCCUGGAUGUGCACCCGGCGCCUGCCCUCCGUAGGGCCAACAGCUGCAGGCUCCAGUGAGGCCUGCCCGCUUCGUACCCGGCGCCCAGGGGCGGUCGGAGACCGGGGGCAGCUCCCUGCCCGUUUGCCUUUGCUGAGCCUCUGCCAAGGGCAGCGGUUAGCACCCAGGGAAAUCCUGCCUGCUGGCAAGGAGCCAGCGCCUCUGGGCCUCAGUUUCCUCAUUCCCCCCUCCCUCGUGGUGCCUGGGCGGGGCUCGGGGCUGCGGGUGCUGGGGAGGAAGGGUGACCGACACGCAGGGUGACCACUGUUCCCUGCCAGGGCCAGGGACUGGGCUGGAGGCACCCGGAGGGGGACGUCUGGCAGGCUCUGGAGGUUUAUCCUGAGGCAGCUCCAGCCCCUGCGCUCCCCUGUCAGCCGUCCCCUUUUCCUUGCUGGCUGCAGGGCGGCCCCUUUUCCUUGCUAGCUGCAGGGCGGCCCCUUUUCCUUGCUGGCAGGUGCUGGCCUGGGCGGGGAGGCCACGCUCGGAGCUGGGUCGGCACAGGGCCGCUGCAGCUGGGAGCAGGAGCCAGGCACGGGCAGGAGAGGCAGAGACGGGUUGGGCCGGGGGGAGGAAUCACCCCCUGCUCCCCUGGGUCUCCCCAGCUCACCCCACUCCAGCCAGGGGCUCCUGUCCCUGGCAGCUGCUCCCCUCCCUGCCCCCGCUCCCCUGGGCCCGAAGAUCCAAGUCCCCAGGUGAGUGUGGGGCACAUUCAGCAGGGAACCGCAGCGGUGAGAGGAGCAGAAUGUGGGGCAGCCGGUAACGUGGGUUGAGGAGGGGACGGGGAGAGCAGUGGGGCUCCAGGCUGGGGGCAGGGCAGGGAGAAGUCACAUGGGGAGGUCACGUGCCCCCCUUUAGCUGGUGCCCCCUUUGUGUCCCGCUUACUUGGCUCGUCGGGGAAUUGAGAUUUGGCUGACGGACGUUCCCAGCCCGUGGCCCGAUGUCAAACAGAGAAAAUAAACUGCAGCCACAGCCA